Messenger RNA from Auanema sp. JU1783, 1929 nucleotides. NCBI's taxonomy places the organism in Eukaryota, Metazoa, Nematoda, Chromadorea, Rhabditida, Rhabditidae. The record is from the annotation of a GenBank genome assembly.
AUGUCAUCCUGUAAAACAAUAGGAAUCGACUUAGGAACUACAUAUUCCUGUGUUGCUGUAUACCAGAAUGGGAAGGUUGAAAUCAUAGCAAACGAUCAAGGAAACAAGACAACUCCAUCCUAUGUGGCUUUCACUGACUCUGAACGACUGAUAGGAGACGGAGCAAAGGACCAGGCAGCUCGUAAUCCACAAGGAACUGUUUUUGAUGCCAAGCGACUGAUCGGACGCCAAUUCAAUGACACUCAGAUCCAAGAAGAUAUCCGAAACUUCCCAUUUGCUGUCAAAAACAGAGGAGGAAAACCCAUCAUAGAGGUUGAGUACAAAGCUGAGACGCGCCAAUUCAAUCCCGAAGAAAUAUCAGCAAUGGUUUUAAUGAAAAUGAAGGAGACCGCAGAAACCUACUUGGGUCAUGACGUACGAGAUGCUGUGAUCACUGUUCCAGCCUACUUCAACGAUAGUCAAAGACAAGCUACAAAAGACGCCGCUACUAUAGCUGGAUUGAACGCAGUUCGAAUUAUUAACGAGCCCACAGCAGCAGCUUUGGCUUACGGAUUGGACAAGAACAUCAAAGGAGAUCGUAAUGUACUCAUCUUCGAUCUCGGUGGUGGAACUUUCGACGUCUCUAUCUUACAAAUAAGCGAAGGGUCUCUUUUCGAGGUUCUAUCAACUUCUGGAAACACACAUUUGGGAGGUGAGGACUUCGAUCAACGCCUUCUCAAUCACUUUGUCGCUGAGUUCAAACGCAAGCAUAGAAAAGAUCUCUCGAGUAACCCAAGAGCUCUGAGACGUCUUCGAACAGCCUGCGAACGAGCGAAAAGAACAUUGUCUAGCUCAGUCGAGAGUGUGGUGGAAGUAGAUUCUCUCCAUGAGGGUUUAGACUUCCAUUCCUCCAUCACAAGAGCUCGUUUCGAAGAACUGUGUAAUGACCUCUUCCGAUCAACACUGGAACCCGUCGAAAAGGCUCUACGCGAUGCGAAGCUCGAUAAAUCCCAAAUUCAUGAACUUGUUCUUGUUGGAGGAUCUACUCGUAUUCCCCGCGUUCAAAAGCUUCUGCGUGAUUUCUUCAAUGGAAAAGAACUUAACUACUCCAUUAACCCUGAUGAAGCAGUUGCUUAUGGAGCUGCAGUGCAAGCUGCAGUUCUUGCUGGAGUUCAGGAUCAAGCAAUCAAAGACGUUCUGCUAGUGGAUGUUGCUCCUCUCAGUCUCGGAAUAGAAACUGCUGGCGGAGUUAUGACAAACCUCAUUGACCGCAAUACCCGAAUCCCUACGAAAGCCAGCAAAACCUUCUCAACGUUCGCUGACAACCAAUCUGGAGUUUCGAUUCAAGUGUUCGAAGGAGAGAGAGCUAUGACUAAGGACAACCAUCCCCUUGGAUCAUUCGAAUUGAGCGGGAUUCCUCCAGCUCCUCGAGGAGUUCCUCAGAUUGAAGUCACAUUCCACAUUGAUGCCAAUGGAAUUCUGAACGUCAGCGCGGAAGAUAAAUCGACUGGAAAACGUAACCAGAUUACGAUCAAGAACGAAAAGGGACGAUUGAGUCAAUCUGAUAUUGAACGAAUGGUAAACGAAGCAAAAGAAUUCGAAGCCGAGGAUAGCAAAGCACGCGAAAGGAUAGCUGCCCGUAAUCAUUUGGAAUCUUAUACUUAUCAGAUCAUGCAAGCAUUAGAUGAACAUGGCAGUAAACUCGAAUCAGAAGACCGAAACAAAGCACGAGCUGCAUGUGAUGAUACGAUCAGAUGGAUGGAUUCAAAUCAAUUGGCUGAUAAAGAAGAAUUCGAAGAUAGAUUCAAGGAAUUGGAGAAAAUCUGCCAAUCGGUGAUGAGGAAAAUCCACGAACCUGCAUCUUCCCAGUCCUGUGGAAGCCAAUCGAAUAGCGGGUUUGCCCAAGGAAAUCAUCCCACCAAUGGGCCAACUGUAGAAGAAGUCGAUUAA